ACUCGGAAAUAGAAGCAAACUUCCUCGAUAGAUCUCUUUUUCACCGAAUCUGUUGGGUUUCGUAUUCCAAGCCCGGCACUAUCUCCGGGCCCGGCACUAUCUCCGAUCCGGUCACUAUCUCCGAUCCCGGCACUACCUCCGGUCCCGGCACUACCUCCGGUCCCAUGACCGAGUCACUCCCCUGCACACGCACGCUAGAGUGCCGUUGAGCAACAUGCCAUUACUUAUAAGGAGAGCCUCACAGUUUACGGGGCUAUCUAUCGACUCCAAGAAGUAGUGAGAAAUUUUCCUUGUCUUCAUACAAUGUUCGCCUCCGACAAAGACACUGUCGCAGCUGCCCUUGCUGUCGAAGGCAUUGCCUGCAACAAUCUCCUCGCACCAAACCCAAAAUUGGGAAAUGCCAUUGCGAAUUCUCAAAGGAACAAUCUGCCGGAGAUCUCGCUGAUCAAUGCAAAAACUGUUCUCGAGAUCGGCACGCUCGGUGGCUACUCGACCAUAUGGCUUGCACAAACAGGCGCAAGGGUUACCAGUAUCGAGAUCAACCCGAAGUACCGCGAAGUCGCACUGGAGAACGUCGCGGGACUUGACACUGAGAUCAUACUCGGUGCUGCUUUGGACGUUCUGCCGAAGCUGGCCAAGGAAGGCCGCAAAUUCGAUAUGGUGUUCUGCGAUGCCUCUUGGGGCGAACAGAAGAAGUACUUCGAUUGGGCAGUUGAACUGACUAGGCCCAAGGGGUGUAUUUAUGUUGACAACGUUGUUUGGAAUGUGCUUGAAAGUAAUACCGCACAGACGGGGAAGAAUUCGCUCUUGACUCAUGUAGGCAAGAACAAAAGAGUCACGGCUACGCUGGUUCCCAUGAUCUCAACGGCACACACUGUUCUAAAAGCUUUACCUAGACAACUAGCCUAA
This is a messenger RNA of Colletotrichum navitas, 909 nucleotides long. RefSeq names its product O-methyltransferase, family 3. The transcript is spliced from 3 exons. Bases 304 to 909 code for a protein of 201 amino acids. The record is from RefSeq and is a predicted model, not a curated record. Gene Ontology annotation, molecular function: S-adenosylmethionine-dependent methyltransferase activity; O-methyltransferase activity. Lineage: Eukaryota; Fungi; Ascomycota; Sordariomycetes; Glomerellales; Glomerellaceae.